GCCGCGGCUUCCACUUCCUGGCCCUCCCCACCUUUAGCGAAACCAACGAGAGGACACCGCCGGCGUCUAGAGCAGCCCCACCAGGAGCCUAACCGAGUGGCGCGCGAACGUGAGAGGAGAACCGUGCGCGGCUGCGCUCUCCCGCCCCUGAGCCGUUGUAGACGCGGGAAAAAUGCUUUCUGAAAGCAGUUCAUUUUUGAAGGGUGUGAUGCUUGGAAGCAUUUUCUGUGCCUUGAUCACUAUACUAGGACAUGUUAGGAUUGGUUAUGGAAGUAGAAUGUACCACCAUGAGCAUCAUCACCUACAAGCUCCUAAUAAAGAAGAUAUCUUGAAAAUUUCAGAGGAUGAACGCAUGGAGCUCAGUAAGAGCUUUCGGGUAUACUGUAUCAUCCUUGUAAAACCCAAAGAUGUGAGUCUUUGGGCUGCAGUGAAGGAAACUUGGACCAAACACUGUGACAAAGCAGAGUUCUUCAGUUCUGAAAACGUUAAAGUGUUUAAGUCAAUUAACAUGGAAACAAAUGAUAUGUGGUUAAUGAUGAGAAAAGCUUACAAAUAUGCCUUUGAUAACUAUAGAAACCAAUACAACUGGUUCUUUCUUGCACGCCCCACUACGUUUGCUAUUAUUGAAAACUUAAAGUACUUUUUGUUAAAGAAGGAUCCAUCACAACCUUUCUAUCUAGGCCACACUGUAAAAUCUGGAGACCUUGAAUAUGUGAGUGUGGAAGGAGGAAUUGUCUUAAGUAUAGAAUCAAUGAAAAGACUUAACCACCUUCUCAGUAUCCCUGAAAAGUGCCCUGAACAGGGAGGGAUGAUUUGGAAGAUAUCUGAAGAUAAGCAGCUAGCAGUCUGCCUGAAAUACGCUGGAGUCCUUGCAGAAAAUGCAGAAGAUUCUGAAGGAAAAGAUGUAUUUAAUACCAAAUCUGUUGGGCUUUUUAUUAAAGAGGCAAUGACUAAUCACCCCAACCUGGUAGUAGAAGGAUGUUGUUCAGAUAUGGCCGUUACUUUUAAUGGACUGACUCCUAAUCAGAUGCAUGUGAUGAUGUAUGGGGUAUAUCGUCUUAGGGCAUUCGGCCAUGUUUUCAAUGAUGCAUUGGUUUUCUUACCUCCAAAUGUUUCUGAUAAUGACUAAUAAAUUAAACAAGAGCACGUACAUGAUGAUGGUAUAGGACAUGUGUUGUCAUUAUUUGUUGUAACGACUGCAUAUCCAACACAGCAGUAUUUUUUUUUUUUAAUUUGGUGACAUUGGUUUAAUCACACAUUAAAGUUGAGUAAUACAUUUUUAAAUAGGAUGGAGUUUUUUCCUUAAAACACAUGAAAAUUUCAAAUGUAUUGGAAAGAAAUGUUUUAAGAAUAAUAAUUUUGCAAAUAAGGGAUAUAUUUAUAAAUAUAUUUAUGUGAUAAAUUCUAAAUUAUGAACAUUAAAAAUCUGUGUGGCACAUAUUUUUGCUGGUUGGUUAAAAAUUUUAACAUGUCUUUUUAGCUUUCUAAGAUGUGCAAAUGAAAUCUCUAGUUGUGAAUUUGUGAUUAAAGUUAAACUUUUAGCUAUGUGUUUUUAUUGCCUCUAAUGUUGGUUUAUGUUCUAAGCCUCUUUGAAUGCCAAUGGAUUUGCCUUCUGAAAACAUACAACCAAGCAACAAAGGAAACGUUCCCAACCAAUGUUAAAGUGAAAGUUGAACUCUAUCCCUGAGAGAAAAAAUGAAAAUUACUUAUAAAAGUUAAUAAUUUUCCUGGGAGCUAAGUUAGGGGCGUUCCUUAGCACACACAAUUUCAGUGUAACUCUCUGUACUUCUCUAUGCAGAUACUGAAGUUUGAAUGGUGAUUACGAAGAAUGUAAUAUCAUAACUGUGUUGUUUUCCGGUGAAUCAAACUCUCACCUGUGGCUUGGAUAAAAAUGUAUCAGUUGAGAUUUAUUUACUCCUGCUGGGCAAAUGAGUCCCAUGGAAGUCUCCUUUGAAGAACUUCUUUUGGCAGUCUGGCAGUUUCACUUACCUGAAUUAAGUCUGUCCUGUUUUUUGUUUACUUGUUCAAAUUCUGAGAUUUUUCCUAUGUUCAUGGUUGCACCACAUCCAGUUGUUUUUUGGUGUGGAGGCCUUAACCUCACCAUUCACUUUGGCUUACCAUACUAUUUGCCUGAUUUCAGUAGCUACCCAGAAGCUUUAUCCGGUGGUGGACAAAAUAGCUCCUGUGCUUAUGAAUGUGUGAAAUACUUGGAGCUGACUUGUCCUAUAAUUGGGUCUACAUGUGCUAUAAGUCAGAUCCAUAAGCCUCCAUAAGGUGUAAGACCAUGACACUUUAGAGAUCAAUAUUUCCUGUAACUGACCUCAUGAUGUUAAUGGUCUCCCACAGCUUUUGCAAACUAGAAAGAGAAUUUCCUCAAGAGGGCCUCAGGCUUCAUCUUAUUGGUCAUUAGAGUAGUAUGGAAACCCUUUGUUUUAAUUUAUCUUUCCUUAUUGAGGUGUUUGGUUAAAAUGAAGGGUUAUUUUUGAAAAAUAAUAAAACCUCUUUAUAUGUUCUAAUAUAUAGAACAUAUAUCUUAGAUAUAUGUUCUUAGAUGCAAUUACUACAAAUCAAAUGUUCAGUGUGAGUACGAUAAAUAGUAUCUCACUGAGUGUGACACCCAAUUUAUAAGUGUCACCUUGUCCCUAACACCAAUAUAUUAAAAAAAAUGUCUACAGCAUUUAUCACCUUCAAUUAUAUUCGUGCAGCAGGGAAUAGUUGUAAUAAAUAGAUCAGGGAAUGCAUUCCAUUGCUUGACUUUGUGGUAGAUGCUAAAGUAACAAUUGCCUCUGAAACCAAAUUGAUGCUCUUGAUUGUAUUUUUAUACAUGAGUAUUCCUUUAUAAAAUAUUAGUUGUUGUAAAUAAUAUACUGUCUCUUUGAACUUAUUUGUACCCAGUCUUGUGGAUAAAAAUCUGAAUCAGUAACAUAGAAAAUAGUACCACUGAGGCUGUAGUUAGAGAUUUGAUCACCAUACAUUUAAGAACUGAAAACUAACCCUAACCCCACUCUGUUAUUGGGGAGAGAGUUGGGAAGAUUGGAGGUCUAAUGAAAAUUUAUCAUGAUUGUGAUGAAUAUAUUUUACACAUGGCUAGAGGCUGCCAUAUUGGACAACACAAGUCUAAUCAAUUCCAGAAAUGUGAGACCCACUGACUGGGAUGUGAACGAGCGAAAACUUGAAGUUUCUUCUAAAAGUUGUAUUUAUCUUUCUGGUUGUCUUGAAUGCUAUGGAAAUUCCAACCUCACUUUUAGCAGGCCCCAGGCCAUCUCCUUGCGUGAUUUCAAUCACUAGAUCUUCUUCUCAAAAUUAAAACAUUGAAUUCAAAGCAAAAUAUAAAUUAGACGCCUUGGCUUUUUUUUUCAUGUAGCUAAAAGAUUGCUUGUGUAUCAAAUCUGAUUUAUGACACCCAGAUUUUUCUGCAAUGUAUUUAAACAAACCCUUGUUGGGCUUGCUUACAAGCAGGACACACCUGUAUUAGAAAAGUUACUGAAAGCACAGAUUCUGGUGAUGAUGUUCCACUAAUUUUUCCUUCAUUUGUCAAGAAUAUUGUGUUCCUUUUAGUGCCAGCUGACUUGGAUUGAUGCAUUCAAUGUAUAUCUGAGUGGUUAAGUGAAGAGCAUGUGUUUGUAAAAGUUUAGCUUUCUUUUGGCAUACAAAGAAAUUCGGAAGUCUUUGCCAACCUCCCUGCAGAGGAGUCCCCCAUAGUUUAAUUAAAAAUCAUCACCCAGAGGCCGGCCCAGUGGUGUAGUGGUUGAGUUUGCACGCUCCACUGUGGCAGCCCAGGGUUCACAGGUUUGGAUCCUGGGUGCGGACCUACACACCACUC
Molecule: messenger RNA, 3823 nt
Organism: Equus quagga
Lineage: Eukaryota; Metazoa; Chordata; Mammalia; Perissodactyla; Equidae
Gene: C1GALT1C1
Product: C1GALT1 specific chaperone 1
Exons: 2
Coding region: 173-1129 (318 amino acids)
Molecular function (GO): N-acetylgalactosaminide beta-1,3-galactosyltransferase activity
Source: RefSeq, a predicted model, not a curated record